UUCCAGGCGGGAAGGUCGCAUUAUCCCAGCCAAACUAGUGUCUGGUCCUUACAACACGCCUCCCCCGCGCUUGCAGGGGCAGCGGGCGGAGGCUUUUGGCUUCCCCGCGGCUCGCCGCAAGGAGUGGAGUGGACCUUUCGUGCUUCGCGCCCACGGCUAGCCUCGACGGAGGAGGCGGGGGCUGCGGUGAAACCCCGCUGCCGGCGGCUCCUGCCGAGCGCACAUUGUUCUAGCCGCCGCGCUCCUAGUGGCGCGGCCCUCUCCCCUCCCUCUCCCCUCCCUCCCCAGGUCCCUCCUUCCUCGUCACCGGGCGGUGUAUAAAUCCCCUUCUCCGGCAUCUCCCCCCACCCACCGCGGGAGACCCUGGUACUUUAGCCCCCGGAGCGAGAACCCAUCGCCUCUGGAUCGCUGGGACUUUGCGCUUCCUCGCUGACCGCUUCCCCUCUACACACAGAUCGCCGCCCUCCCGCCUUUCCCGCACGCUUCCCGCCGGCCUCUUCGCUAGCAGCGCCAGGAUGUCGGAAAAAUGCGCCGAGGAGGCGCCGGCAGAGCUGAGCGCUAAGGAAGUGAAAGAAAAGAAGGCUAAAGUUGAGGAGAAAACGGUCCUCAAAGAGAAGAAGAAGGAGAUAGUGGAGGAGGAUGAAAACGGAGCUGAAGAGGCUGAGGAAGACAGUCCUGAUGAUGUGGAUGAUGAGGGUGGUGAUGAAGAAGAAGGAGAUGAGAAUGGGCAAGAGCAGGAUGGUCAUGCAGAGAAACGAUCUGCAGAGAAGGAAGAGGAUGAAGUGGAUCCAAAGAGACAGAAGACAGAAAAUGGAUCUUCAGCUUGAGUGCCCCCCUACCAUCUCUUCUGUUCCGUCCAUCUCCUCCAUUCCAGCCUCUGCUUGCACUGUCCCUUAGUCUCUGGCUUCACACAGUCUCAGAUGAGGGAAGAUUAGAUCUGCUCUCCAACAGGGAAGACAGCAUUUGCUUCUCACCUGAAGACUGAACCCAUCUGUGACAAUCCCCAGCUGAAAUUAUUCCAGCCCCCCACAUCCCUUCAGCUGUGCCCUACUCUUCCCUCAAAAAUCUCAUUUCCUGGGGCCUGGAAUGUCACCAUGCCAGCUCCCUGUGCCAGGCCUCUCAUGUGGCCAGCACCUCUCCUUCCCUUUUUGCUCAUCUGCUUUUUUUUUUUUUUCUAAAUUGUUGUUGUUUCUUUUCCUUUUUGUCACCAAUAUAACAGAUUCUUGACAUCAUCUGCUCCCCAGACCUCUUGUCAGAUACCCUCCCGGAGCCCAGGGGGUCACGGGCACAGAUUUCCUGCUGCGCUUUCUAACCCCGGGCCUCCUCUCGGCUGCUUUUCCACUCAACCCUGAGAGACACACACACAC
Molecule: messenger RNA, 1367 nt
Organism: Dryobates pubescens (Downy woodpecker)
Lineage: Eukaryota; Metazoa; Chordata; Aves; Piciformes; Picidae
Gene: PTMS
Product: parathymosin
Exons: 5
Coding region: 516-827 (103 amino acids)
Biological process (GO): negative regulation of apoptotic process; positive regulation of transcription by RNA polymerase II
Cellular component (GO): nucleus
Molecular function (GO): histone binding
Source: RefSeq, a predicted model, not a curated record